GUUUGGUUUGGUGAUUAUAAUUUUAGAAAUUGGCUCCAACUUCUCCCCUGCCCAAAUCGCCCACUAACCAACCAACACCCAACUCUCUUUCUCCACUCCACUCUCCAAUCUCCAUCUUCUUCUUGUUGUUGCGUUUGAACAAAAAAUGGCUAGAAAGAAGAUUAGAGAGUAUGAUUCAAAGCGACUUCUUAAAGAACACCUGAAACGCCUUGCCGGUCUUGAUAUCCAGAUCUGCUCUGCUCAGGUGACUGAGUCUACAGACUUUACAGAGUUAACAAAUCAAGAACCAUGGCUUUCUUCAUCGAGAUUGGUGGUUAAGCCUGAUAUGUUAUUUGGGAAACGUGGGAAGAGUGGUUUGGUUGCUUUGAAUUUAGAUCUAGCUCAAGUUGCUGAAUUUGUGAAAGCAAGGCUUGGAGUUGAGGUUGAAAUGAGUGGCUGUAAGGCACCAAUAACUACAUUCAUUGUUGAACCAUUUGUUCCACAUGAUCAAGAAUUUUACCUCUCAAUAGUCUCUGAAAGACUUGGCUGCACCAUUAGUUUUUCAGAAUGUGGAGGUAUUGAAAUUGAAGAGAAUUGGGAUAAGGUUAAGACUGUAUUCCUUCCCACUGAAAAGCCUAUGAACUUGGAGGCAUGUGCUCCAUUGAUUGCUACACUUCCUCUGGAGAUUCGAGGUAAAAUUGGUGCCUUCAUAAUGGGAGUCUUUGCUGUCUUUCAAGAUCUAGAUUUCAGUUUUAUAGAGAUGAAUCCUUUUACCCUGGUUAAUGGAGAGCCAUAUCCACUAGAUAUGAGAGGCGAAUUGGAUGACACUGCUGCUUUUAAGAACUUUAAGAAGUGGGGUAACAUAGAGUUUCCUCUUCCCUUUGGAAGAGUUCUGAGUCCUACUGAAAGCUUCAUUCAUUCGCUGGAUGAAAAGACAAGUGCAUCUUUGAAAUUCACUGUUUUGAACCCAAAAGGGCGUAUCUGGACAAUGGUAGCUGGAGGUGGUGCCAGCGUAAUUUAUGCCGACACUGUUGGAGAUUUGGGUUAUGCAUCAGAGCUUGGCAACUAUGCAGAGUAUAGUGGAGCUCCUAAUGAGGAGGAAGUUUUACAAUAUGCAAGAGUUGUAAUUGAUUGCGCCACUGCUGAUCCUGAUGGUCGAAAGAGAGCCCUUCUAAUUGGAGGUGGCAUUGCUAACUUCACAGAUGUUGCAGCUACUUUCAAUGGUAUCAUACGAGCCCUCAGAGAAAAGGAAUCCAAGUUAAAAGCAGCAAGAAUGCACAUCUAUGUUCGAAGAGGGGGUCCAAACUACCAGACUGGUUUGGCAAAGAUGCGGACUCUGGGAGAAGAGGUGGGAGUGCCACUUGAGGUUUAUGGGCCUGAAGCCACCAUGACUGGCAUCUGCAAGCAGGCCAUUGAUUGCAUCAUGUCUGCGGCAUAGUUUCAUAGCCCAUUUUCUCCUUUAUCAAUCUGUACAAGGAAAAUAAUUUGGGGCAAAAUGUGUGUGUUGAGAAGAUCAUCUUUUGUUGAGACAAUACUUUCUGUGCAGAAGGCAUGAACCAGAUUGAGAUUUUUUUUUUUUCCUUCUUUUCUUUCUUAAUGGAAAAGUUUGAUUGAAUUGCUUUA
Molecule: messenger RNA, 1602 nt
Organism: Ricinus communis (castor bean)
Lineage: Eukaryota; Viridiplantae; Streptophyta; Magnoliopsida; Malpighiales; Euphorbiaceae
Product: ATP-citrate synthase alpha chain protein 2
Exons: 13
Coding region: 146-1417 (423 amino acids)
Biological process (GO): succinyl-CoA metabolic process; tricarboxylic acid cycle
Cellular component (GO): succinate-CoA ligase complex
Molecular function (GO): succinate-CoA ligase (ADP-forming) activity
Source: RefSeq, a predicted model, not a curated record